AUGGCGGCGUCGGAGAUUGUGGAGGGACGGUUGAGGACGCCUCGGAAGUGCUCGGCCCAUCGCUGUAGAAUUUUUGUCUUCUCAGUGAAAAGGCUGUUGCCGUCGGCACUGAGAAGAAGUGCAGUGCCUUUAGUUGGCGGACCGUAGACAACUUUGAUCGCGGAGAAGAAGUUCUUCCAUUCGUUGCGGUCCGCGUAUCCUCGGAUCUCCUUGGCCUUGCGAGCCGUUCAUGCGUCCUGCAUCUCGCACAGCCGCUGUUGUGCAAGGUGACGACUACGGUAGAAAGCAGCUCUGUUGUCGUCGAUGGAGCGAUUGACAAAGGCCUUGCGCAGGCGGUUCUUCUCGGCGAAAAGAUUGCUGAUGGCGGCGUCGUGUUGGCGACGUGCACGACUGAGGACAGACAGGACGGUCGACAGGACCGUGUCCCUCAGUUCACAUCAUCGGUUAUCCACGGAGGCGUUCUCGUCAGCGGCGGCGGCGGCGGCGGUGACUGGAAGGCUGACCAGUCUCUGAGCUGGCUCAUUGCCGAAAUGGAGAUGGUGAGCGGGCAAAGACAACAAGGCAACAUUCAGCGUACCUAG
Messenger RNA from Spirometra erinaceieuropaei, 581 nucleotides. The record is from the annotation of a GenBank genome assembly. NCBI's taxonomy places the organism in Eukaryota, Metazoa, Platyhelminthes, Cestoda, Diphyllobothriidea, Diphyllobothriidae.